Messenger RNA from Calliphora vicina (urban bluebottle blowfly), 2844 nucleotides. It is a transcript of the gene pk, whose product is annotated as prickle. The transcript has 5 exons. Gene Ontology annotation, molecular function: zinc ion binding. The record is from RefSeq and is a predicted model, not a curated record. Lineage: Eukaryota; Metazoa; Arthropoda; Insecta; Diptera; Calliphoridae. The coding region runs from base 178 to 2532 and encodes 784 amino acids.
CAUCAUCCUCAUUCUCACAAUCAACAACAACAGCAGCAGCAACAACAACAACCACCACAUCAGCUGUCUCCAGCAAUUUCAUCACCAUCACCUCCCUCUUUGCUACAUCAUCCAUCUGGCGGUGGUGUCGGAGUUGCUGGAGUUCAUCCUCCCUUUUUGGUAGGUCAACAUUUGGACAUGCAACGGCAAUCCCACUCAGAUGAUGAUAGCGGCUGUGCUCUAGAGGAAUACACUUGGGUACCACCAGGACUUCGACCUGAUCAGGUACGUUUGUACUUCUCGCAAAUACCGGAUGAUAAAGUGCCAUAUGUCAACAGUCCCGGAGAGCAAUAUCGAGUGAGACAAUUACUACAUCAACUACCGCCCCAUGAUAACGAGGUUCGUUACUGUCACUCGCUGACGGAUGAGGAACGCAAAGAACUUCGCUUAUUUUCCACACAACGUAAACGUGAUGCACUUGGACGUGGUAAUGUCAGACAGUUGAUGAGUGCACGUCCCUGUGAUGGUUGUGACGAUUUAAUUUCGACCGGUGACAUUGCCGUCUUUGCCACCCGUUUGGGUCCAAAUGCAUCUUGGCAUCCUGGCUGUUUCGUUUGCUGUGUGUGUCGGGAGUUGCUUGUUGAUCUCAUUUAUUUUCAUCGUGAUGGACGUUUGUAUUGUGGGCGUCAUCAUGCAGAAACUUUGAAGCCGAGAUGUUCAGCCUGCGAUGAGAUUAUCUUGGCAGAUGAAUGCACCGAAGCUGAAGGACGUGCCUGGCAUAUGAAUCAUUUCGCCUGCCAUGAAUGUGAAAAACAAUUGGGUGGUCAAAGAUACAUAAUGCGGGAGGGUAAACCCUACUGUCUGUUGUGUUUCGAUGCAAUGUUCGCGGAGUACUGUGAUUUUUGUGGUGAGGCCAUUGGUGUAGAUCAAGGGCAAAUGAGUCAUGACGGCCAGCAUUGGCAUGCAACUGAUGAAUGUUUUUCUUGCAAUACAUGUCGUUGUUCACUGUUGGGACGUGCAUUCCUACCCAGACGUGGUGCCAUAUACUGUUCGAUUGCCUGUAGUAAAGGUGAGCCACCAACACCAUCUGAUAGCUCGGGAACUGGCAUGUACACAACGCCCACACCACCCACUCAACGGGUUAGACCUCAGACACGCAUACCCAGCAGUCAUGCAUCAAGUUCACCGCCAAUGUCACCCUUGCAACAGCAUCAACAUCAGCAAAACUUCAAUCAAGCCAUGUAUCAGUUGCAAAGUCAGCAAAUAGCAGCCGGCAUUGGCAGCAAUGCUUCCAGUGUAGGACUGGUGGGUAUAGCAACGAAUACGGAUGGUGCUAAACAAAGUUAUCCUACCUCGGAUUCCGAUGCGGGUGUGGUCAAAGAUAUGGAACAUACAGCCGGAGAUUUUACAGAUUUCUCGGGUGGUUUGCCCUCCUCGUCUUCUCAAAAUAUGUCUCCCCUAACAUCACCCGGCGAAUUUAACCACUCUAUGCCAAAACCUAUGGAACUCAAACGUGAUGGACCAUAUAACUUUAAUGAAAUGUCACUAAAUUUGGAAAAUGCUUGGCCAACAAAACCCUUAUUGGCGGGAGCCAAUAGUUUUAAUUUGCAGCGUCAAUUACAUCAAAUAUCAGAAAUAGAGAAUUCGAAAACCUCUAGUAUGCCUGAGUUGUCACAACCAGGAAACUCUUCCACAUUUCCUCAACAAAAUCCAGCCAAUUUGCAACAGCAGCAAUUACAACAGUAUGCUUCCGAUUAUGCUCAGCAUAUGCCACAUGGCAUUACCUCGCCACCACCUUCGGAGAUUCCAGAUCUUCCAACACCAAAUCUAUCUGUAGCAUCUACAGCUCUGCCACCAGAACUUAUGGGUUCUCCAACUGCAUCUGCCGGCGAGCGUUCAAUACUCUCGCAUCAAUCUACGCAAUCCAAUCCAGGGCAUCAACCUGUGCAUCCCGUUUCUAUACUCAGUGGAGCAUCUUCUUCCUCUCCCAUGAGUGGUGAAACCAAAAAGAAAGGUGUGCGUUUCGAGGGCAUACCGUCUGAUACUCUACCACGUUCACGUAGUUACUCCGGCAAUGGAGCCGGAACCCAACGCAAUAAUGACAAUGCAACAGAGAAACAUCAUCACAGCGGUAAUGGUGGUGCCCAUUCCUCAAGACGACGUAGACGUCGUAAAUCUCAUCGUUCUGGCAGUGGUCACCGUUCCAACUCCACAACCCGAGCCGACACCUAUGCCACAGCUCAGCCACUUUCUUCUUCCUACCAGGGACCGCCUUCCGUACUGCAAACAGCUGGCAUGGAUCCCACGCGCCAUCAUCAUUCUUCGCAAAUAACUGUGGGCACCAACGAUGAAGACUCCGACGAUGCUUCCAGUGUUUGUUCAACCUGUUCGUCUAGCUCAUCGAGUUCCGAAGACUACAUGUAUCAGAUUCCUUUGCGGCGUCAUUAUGGUGGCGUACGCGUUAGUUAUGUACCCAAUGAUGCCUUGGCAUACGAUCGCAAGCGCAAACCUUCGGAUCCAAAUGAUAAAGAUAAAAACUGUAUUAUUUCGUGAUUUACAAGUGAGAGCGUACACAAACUGCUGAUGUACAUGAAUUGAAAUUAGUUAAACAGGUUGUUCGAUGGUUGGCUGGUCCGCUGCUCUACGCAAUUUUCAUCUUAAACACUAUAAUUUAUGCAGUUUGUGAAUGUGAAUUAAGUAGAGAUAGGAGUGGCAACAGCAGAGGCAACGAUAGAUGCCACAUUUUAAUUAAGGGUCUUUUAUGUUGUUGGUGUUGUUGUUUUUGGUUAAGUUUUGCAGCUAACUAAUGCCUAGAAGCACAUAGAAAUAUCAUGUAUUUCUCUUGAUAUGAAACAUACACCUAAU